Pogoniulus pusillus (Red-fronted tinkerbird) is the source of this 4180-nucleotide messenger RNA. It is a transcript of the gene HHIP, whose product is annotated as hedgehog interacting protein. Lineage: Eukaryota; Metazoa; Chordata; Aves; Piciformes; Lybiidae. The coding region runs from base 588 to 2681 and encodes 697 amino acids. The transcript is spliced from 13 exons. The record is from RefSeq and is a predicted model, not a curated record.
AGGGCGCGCGGUGGCAGCACCUCCCCGCGCGCGGCUUAAAAAGAAGAAGAAAAGAGGGAGCGAAACAUGAGAGCCCUGCUGAGCCGCCGCCGGCAGCAGCGCAGGGGGCAUCGCCCGGACCGGCCGCCACCGCCGUCCCGCCGCGGGGACACCCUUCCUAUGGGACGACGACAAGUGAAGGGCUGCCGCUGCCGCCACCCGCUGCCCGGCCCGCCCCGAGCCUCGGCGCCUCGGCGCGGCAGCUGCUAAACCUGUGCCACUUGCGCAACUUCGCCGGCUUCGAGCAUCCCUCCUCCCGCCCGGGGCUCGGGGGCUUGUUUCACUCCCCCCCACACCCCAAUCGCCGCCGCCGCCACCACCCCGUUCCUGCCUUUUCGCGUCCGACUUUUUGGAAGCGGGGGUGACCGAAGCGCUUUUUUUUUCCUCCGUAGGCUUUUUUAUUGCUACCGUUAUUCUUCUCCAGACUUUCCCCUUCUGCGGGAGGGAGGUGGUUUCCUGAUCUGAAGUGCAAAGCUAAGUCAGUGGGAUUCCCCUCCUUCUCCCUCCCACCCCCCUUUUUUUGGGUGCAUUCACACGCUCCCUCAGGCAUGAUGCUCAAGAUGCUGCCGUUUAAGCUGCUGCUGGUGGCCGUGGUUCUGUGCUUCUUCGAGGGGGAUGCCAAGUUUGGGGAGAGCGGCUCCCGCAGGAGAAGGUGCCUCAACGGGACCCCUCCGAGGCGGCUGAAGAAGCGGGACCGGCGGGUGCUGUCCCCGGAGGCCCCGGGCGGCGGGGAGGCGAUGUGCCGCGGCCUCUACCCACGCCUGUCCUGCUGCUCCCGCACUGACGCGCAGGGGCUGCUGCACGCCGAGGCGAAGAUACUUUCUGUUACCAACAACACAGAAUGUGCGAAGCUACUGGAGGAAAUCAAAUGUGCACACUGCUCACCUCAUGCUCAGAACCUAUUCCACUCACCUGAGAAAGGGGAAACACCUGAAAAAGAACUAACUCUUCCCUACCUGUGCAAAGACUAUUGUAAAGAAUUCUAUUAUACUUGCAGAGGUCACAUACCAGGUUUUCUCCAAACUACAGCUGAUGAGUUUUGCUUUUACUAUGCAAGAAAAGAUGGUGGUGUAUGCUUUCCAGAUUUUCCAAGGAAGCAAGUCCGAGGGCCGGCUUCUAACUCCCUGGACCACAUGGAAGAAUAUGACAAAGAGGAAGAGAUCAGCAGAAAACACAAGCACAACUGCUUCUGUAUCCAGGAGGUUGUGAGUGGACUAAGGCAGCCUGUUGGAGCAGUGCACUGUGGGGAUGGAUCCCAUCGCCUCUUUAUCCUUGAGAAAGAAGGCUACGUGAAGAUUUUAAGUCCUGAAGGAGACAUACUCAAGGAGCCUUUUUUGGAUAUACACAAGCUUGUUCAAAGUGGAAUAAAGGGAGGAGAUGAAAGAGGACUGUUAAGCCUUGCAUUCCAUCCCAAUUACAAGAAAAAUGGAAAGCUCUAUGUGUCUUAUACCACCAACCAAGAACGGUGGGCUAUUGGACCUCAUGACCACAUCCUUAGGGUCGUAGAGUACACAGUAUCCAGGAAAAAUCCACACCAAGUGGAUAUGAGAACAGCAAGAGCAUUUUUAGAAGUAGCAGAACUACAUCGAAAACACCUAGGAGGACAGCUGCUCUUUGGCCCAGAUGGCUUCCUCUACAUUUUCUUGGGAGAUGGCAUGAUCACUUUAGAUGACAUGGAGGAGAUGGAUGGCUUAAGCGAUUUCACAGGCUCUGUACUGCGCCUCGACGUCAACACUGAUCUGUGCCAUGUCCCUUACUCCAUCCCGCGCAGCAAUCCACAUUUCAACAGCACAAACCAACCGCCAGAGAUUUUUGCACAUGGACUCCACAAUCCAGGCCGAUGUGCUGUGGACCGCCACCCAACAGAUGUAAACAUCAAUUUAACUAUCCUUUGCUCAGACUCAAAUGGGAAGAACAGAUCUUCAGCAAGAAUCUUGCAAAUAAUAAAGGGUAAAGACUAUGAAAGUGAGCCUUCACUUUUAGAAUUCAAACCAUUCAGCAGUGGAUCCUUGGUUGGAGGAUUUGUCUAUCGAGGCUGCCAGUCUGAAAGGCUCUAUGGAAGCUACGUAUUUGGAGACCGCAAUGGAAAUUUUUUAACACUGCAACAGAGUCCUGCAACCAAACAGUGGCAAGAGAAGCCCCUCUGUCUUGGCAACACUGGCUCAUGCAGAGGCUUCUUUUCAGGCCCCGUCUUGGGAUUUGGUGAAGAUGAAUUAGGUGAGAUUUACAUAUUAUCAAGCAGUAAAAGCAUGACACAGCCUCACAGUGGAAAGCUCUACAAGAUCAUUGACCCAAAAAGGCCUUUAGUCCCUGAAGAAUGCAAAAGAACAGCUCAGCCUGCACAGAUACUGACAUCCGAAUGCUCGAGGCAUUGUCGGAACGGGCACUGCACUCCCACAGGAAAAUGCUGCUGUAAUCAAGGCUGGGAAGGAGAGUUCUGCAGAACUGCCAAAUGUGACCCAGCCUGUCGCCACGGAGGUGUCUGCGUGAGGCCCAAUAAGUGCUUGUGUAAAAAAGGCUACCUGGGCCCUCAGUGCGAACAAGUGGAUCGAAACAUCCGAAGAGUGACGAGGGCAGGUAUUCUUGAUCAGAUCCUAGACAUGACAUCCUAUUUGCUGGAUCUAACCAGCUACAUUGUAUAGUUUCUGGGACUGCUUGGGAGCUACGCUUUUCAACGGGCAUUUGUUUUGAAUCCUGUCCUUUUGUUUGAACGACUGUGAUCCUGCAACAAAUACCGCUGAUUCGAUCGACUUCCUUAAUUUAAGUCUGACACCCACCCGUGUGCAGAGCAAUUCCGUGUGUGUGUAAAUAUUGCCGUAGGCCCCGGCAGCCCUGCCGCCCCCAGUAGGUGCACACAUACCCAUGCAGGCACUAUCACCAAUAUGGUUUUAUGGCUAGUGGAAUUUGUUAUUUUAUUUUAUUUUUUUUCCAUAUUUAUUUCUUCCUGAGAAAUAGUUUACAAAGUAAUUCCACUGUAAACCACAUUUUCAAAGUCAAAGGACGUGCGUGAUGUCUUGAUGGAUUCUUUGACACCUCCCCAGACUCUCGUGUCUGUACCUAUCUGAUUCUAGCAAUCAGAGCAGCUCUCAACCGUCGCCGCGCAACACUGCUGGACUUAAUCAAUUCCAGUUGUGGCAGUUUCUAAGGUGAACUGAACUACAUCCUGAGACAAUAUUGCAGAACUCCUUACUGCGUCCCUAUCUAGGCAAUUCAUUGUAAGCCUGUAACCUUCACUUUCAGCCAUGUAACUCUAUUACAGAAUGUUACGCAUUUCUUUAUCUAGCAUAGAUGCCAAACCUGGUUAUCGCCGCUUAAUAUCGAGGUUGUUCCGAGUGUUUAAGAAUUAAAUUAUAUUCGCAUAUUUCCGAACCAGUCAUCCUAGAAGGUCUGCUUCUUAUCUUAUAUGUUUGAUUUAAUGAUGGGCACUGGGUUCAUGUUACUUAUUUAUAUUGUUUUAUUUUUAUAACAUAGACAUCACCUAGAUGAGACAGAUUUACCAUGUCCUGUCAAAUACUAAAGGUACAUUUGUCACCAACUGCAUGGGAAGACGGGGAAAAAGAGAGCAAAAAAGGCACUCUUUAGCGUGGUGCGGAGCUAAACUAGAAAUGUAUCCUUGCGUCAACUUGUUUUCCUUUACAACAGAUGAAAAAAAAAAACCCAAACAACCACCAACCACACAUAAUAAAAUUCCAGCAUACCUUAAAAGAGAGUGAUUUGCCAUUGGAAUGGGCUGCCCAGGGAGGUGGUGGAGUCACCGUCCCUGGAGGUGUUCAGGGAAAGCCUGGAUGAGGCACUUAGUGCCAUGGUCUGGUUGAUUGGAUAGGGCUGAGUGAUAGGUCGGACUGGAUGAGUGUGGAGGUUUCCUCCAACCUGGUUGACUAUACGACAUGAUUCAAUGAUAAAGUGAUUUUUCACUGUACCAGGACAGGCCAGAUUAUUCAGGAGUAGGCUGCUGCUGAUUUCCCGCUGACCGGGACGCCCCUGGACGAGAGCUCAGAUGAGCAGGUGUUGGCUGUGUAAGAUGUCACUUGUACAAAACGUGUAAUGAUGCUCACCAGUUCUAAAUGUAAAUGUUCCUUGAAGAGCUAACGUAAAACUGAGUCUUUGUAAAUGUAUCAAUAAAUAUGGUGUACAUGCUAUA